Glarea lozoyensis ATCC 20868 is the source of this 1086-nucleotide messenger RNA. RefSeq names its product Cytidine deaminase-like protein. Bases 1 to 1086 code for a protein of 361 amino acids. The transcript is spliced from 2 exons. Lineage: Eukaryota; Fungi; Ascomycota; Leotiomycetes; Helotiales; Helotiaceae. The record is from RefSeq and is a predicted model, not a curated record. Gene Ontology annotation, molecular function: hydrolase activity; zinc ion binding.
AUGCUGGUUGGACUUUGUGGCGGCAUAUGUUCUGGGAAGCGCACAGUAGCCAAGUACCUCGAGGAACAUCACGGCUUCACACCUCUAUAUCUUAGCCAACAAGGUGCAGUGGAUGAAUUAGCCUCGGCCACGCAGAAUGGCAUUGACAAGGGAGAAUCAGAUACAGAGGACAGCAAGGUGUCGCUAAGAACUAUCCCACGAUAUGAUCGCAGUUCCGCGAACCACAGCUUCGACAAUCCAGAAGACCUUCUCGAUUUUGUCACCAAACGUUGGAGGGAGCGCUGGGUUACAACCGAUAUCCACACCGAAUCGAUUCUCGACAAACUUUUACGGCGCCCUUUCUUCAUACUAGUAAGCGUUGAUGCGCCGGUUAGCGUACGGUGGAAGCGGUGUCAGGAACAGCUUCGAAAGUCUGGAUCAUCUGCUGAAAACCUCUCCCUCGAAGACUUCCUUAUCAAAUCGGACGAACAUCUCUACAAUCCGGAAUUCGGUCUUCUCCCUCUGAUAUCUCGAGCCACUAUACGACUACUGAACACUUCGAGCAAUUUGGCACAUCUAUAUGCGACUCUUGGGAAGCUUGACCUGACGAACGAAGACCGAUUGAGACCAAGCUGGGAUCAGUACUUUAUGCAACUGGCAUCUUUGGCCGCGCAGAGAAGUAACUGUAUGAAGCGUCGGGUUGGAUGUGUGCUUGUCAGAGAAAAAAGAGUCGUCAGCACUGGGUAUAAUGGUACGCCUAGAGGUCUCAAGAAUUGCGGAGAGGGUGGUUGUCCCAGAUGCAACGAAGGGCAAGGCUCCGGAUUUGGUCUCGGCACAUGCUUGUGUCUCCACGCAGAGGAGAAUGCUCUUCUAGAAGCAGGCAGAGAGCGGAUUAGAGAGGGUGCCAUCUUGUACUGUGACACAUGUCCGUGCUUGACUUGCAGUAUCAAAAUAGCUCAAGUCGGCAUAAGUGAAGUUGUUUACAGUCAAGGUUAUAGUAUGGAUGGAGAGACAGCAGAUGUCUUUAAACAAGCCGGUGUACGGUUAAGACAGUUCAUACCGCCGGCUAAUGGCUUGAUACAUCUGGAGAAGCCAUCAUUGUACUAG